Pieris rapae (cabbage white) is the source of this 899-nucleotide messenger RNA. RefSeq names its product uridine diphosphate glucose pyrophosphatase NUDT14-like. Bases 88 to 723 code for a protein of 211 amino acids. Gene Ontology annotation, molecular function: metal ion binding; UDP-sugar diphosphatase activity. Gene Ontology annotation, biological process: nucleoside phosphate metabolic process; ribose phosphate metabolic process. Lineage: Eukaryota; Metazoa; Arthropoda; Insecta; Lepidoptera; Pieridae. The record is from RefSeq and is a predicted model, not a curated record. The transcript has 4 exons.
GAUUCUUCAGUCUUCACUUCACUGAAAAAGAAAAGUUUUCAUUAUCGGACCGCAAUAAAAAUUUAUAAUAUUGUCAAUUUCUAUAUUAUGGAAGACUUAAAGGACGUAUAUCUAACUCCUUUACCAGAGUCUCAGUAUGUAAAGCCAUUUCGGUUACAUUAUACUCAAAAUGGAAAGCAAAAAAAUUGGGACUUGCUUGAAGUACAUGAUAGUGUAGCUGUUAUUGUAUUUAAUGUUACAAGAAAGGUUAUGAUUUUUGUUAAACAAUUUCGGCCUGCAAUUUAUUACAAUAAUGUACAUCCAAAGGAUAGACAAUCGGAUCAAAUAGACACUAAUAAAUACCCAGCUUCUUUAGGAAUAGCACUAGAGAUGUGUGCUGGUAUAAUUGAUAAGAAUAAAAGCGUAGAAGAGAUAGCACAGGAAGAAGUUCUUGAAGAAUGUGGCUAUAAUGUUUCUCUAAAAAAUUUGCAAAGAAUCACAUCAUAUAGGUCAGGAGUUGGUGUCCAGGGUGCCUUACAAACAUUCUUUUAUUGUGAAGUUACCGAUGAAAUGAAAACGGAACAAGGAGGUGGUGUUGAUGAUGAAAUCAUAGAAGUUGUGGAAAAAACAAUACCAGAAAUAGAGGCCAUAGUGACUUCACCAGGCCCCAUUUGCAGUCCUCCAAGUUGUCUAUUUGCUCUGAUGUGGUUCUUACAUUACAAAGCUGAUCAGUACAGGAAGUAAUACUAUAUCUGUGAUAUUACCAAACCACUAGAUAAAAAAAGUUAUGGCUGUUCAAUAUUUAAGGUUGAUUCAUGUAUUACAUUCAAAUUAGGUUAUAAUAUCUUAAUAUAUAUAUUUCUUGUGUGCGUGUGUAUGUGACUGAACGCCUCCUAAACGACUGGACCGAUUUAGACGAA